Notothenia coriiceps (black rockcod) is the source of this 4588-nucleotide messenger RNA. Its product is annotated as zinc finger protein ZFPM1. NCBI's taxonomy places the organism in Eukaryota, Metazoa, Chordata, Actinopteri, Perciformes, Nototheniidae. The transcript has 5 exons. The annotation marks the transcript as partial. Gene Ontology annotation, biological process: erythrocyte differentiation; heart development; negative regulation of transcription by RNA polymerase II. Gene Ontology annotation, cellular component: nucleus. Gene Ontology annotation, molecular function: RNA polymerase II-specific DNA-binding transcription factor binding. The record is from RefSeq and is a predicted model, not a curated record.
UCUAACCCAUCCGUUCUGUGUGUGUGUUUCCAGAACUCUAGGUUUUCUCUGGUGUGUGAGGAUCCAGACUGUUGGAUGAGUCUGCUCCCUCUGACCUCUGACCUCUCAUCUGCCAACUGCACCAUCUACAGCCAACGUGAAGAAUUGUUCUGUAAGGUGACCAGGGAGCUUGCAGCUGGUGAAAGGCUCCUGGCGGCCCUGUCCCCACCUGUGGGCUCCUGCUCCUCCCCCCCCCAGGCCCAGCUAUCUCCUCCACUCAGCCUCGUCACCCAGAAGCCCCCUGUGGGGACGGAGGACUCUCUGUACCCCCCAGCUCUGCGCUCAGAGAUCCAGCUCCUCCCACAGCAGGCUGGCAUGGCCGCCAUCUUGGCUACUGCCAUUGUCAACAAGGACAUCUUCCCAUGCAAGGACUGUGGGAUCUGGUACCGCAGUGAGAGGAACCUGCAGGCCCACCUCAUGUAUUACUGUGCCAGCCGGCAGAAGCAGCCUGCUGCAGCCUCGUCUCCGCCACAGGACAAACCCAAGGAGUCCUACCCCAACGAGCGCAUCUGCCCCUUCCCACAGUGCAACAAGAGCUGCCCCAGUGCCAGCUCACUUGAGAUCCACAUGCGCACACACAGUGGUGAGCGUCCAUUUGUCUGUCUCAUCUGUCUGUCAGCCUUCACCACUAAAGCGAACUGUGAGCGCCACCUUAAGGUCCACACUGACACACUGAACGGGGUGUGUCAUGGCUGUGGCUUUGUCUCCACAACAAGGGACAUCCUUUACAGCCAUCUGGUCACCAGCCACAUGGUUUGCCAGCCGGGGUCUCACAGUGAGGUCUACUCCCCAGGUCCCGGCCUACCCAAGCUCCCGCUGUCCACUGGUCUCAGUCCAGGAGACUCUGGUGUGGUGCUGAAGUGUCAAGUGUGUGGCCAGAACUCUGACUCACCUGCCCAGCUUCAGCAGCAUGUGCGAACCCACCUAGAGGUUAGGGUCCCAGUCGAAAGGAGCCCCACCCCCUGCCAAAGCACCCCAUCUUCAGUUGACAACCCCCACCUCCAGCAGUCUCCCCAGGACAGGGAGUCCCUGGCCUGUGUCCCUACGCCAGAAUCGGUCAGUCCUGGUGCAAACGGAGGCUCCGCCACGCCUCGAGACUACAGUCCUAUUGAUGUAAAGAUCAAAGAGGAGCCUCCUUCGGACUUGGAGACAGAAGAGCAGCAAAUGGAGAUUAGGGAGGCUGGAGAAGAUGAGGAGCUGGGUGAAGAGGCAGGAGAUCAAGAAGCAACAAGGAAGACAAACAAGAAGCAAACAUCCUCCUUCCAGACAUCCACCUCUCCAAAAAGUCUGGCCACUGGAACUGUAAAGGCAGAACCGACUAGUCCCACCCCUGGUUCUAGCCCCGCACAUGUCAGUGGUACAGGCUCAGUUCUUCCCGGAGGAGCAAUGUUCUUGUCUCAGUACAUGUUUAAUCCUGAAGCCGCCAUCCUGCCUCAGGCCUCAGAGAUACUGGCUAAAAUGUCAGAGAUGGUCCACAGCCGUCUGAAGCAGGGCCAGACAGUUCCUCAGAACAACCCGGCUGCAUUCCUACCCUCUGGACCAACUGCACCUACAGCCACAGCCACUCCUCCUCACAAAGGAGCCACCUGCUUUCAGUGCGAUAUCACCUUCAACAACAUCAACAACUUUUAUGCACAUAAGAGGCUGUACUGCUCCAGUAGGCAUCAUGGAGAAGGUGCAACCUCAGCUUCAGACCCUGGGGCAACUAGAGAUGCAGCGCCAGCGACACUCCCUUCCAGUGGGGCCCAUGGCACGUCAGCAUCACCUCAGGGCGGAGCAGCAAGUAGGGCCGCCUCUGCUUCUCCCUCUGACUCUGACCCUCCUGCAGGCAGUGGAGCAACAGAAUCUGGGAGGGUCGUGGAAGUGAAGACAGAAACCCCUACAGGAAAGGAAGGACUAUCAUCCUCUUCAGAAGGGGAAGGUGGAGGUGGAAGUGUGGGAGGAGGUGGAGGAGGAAGAGCAAGCGAAGGCAGCCAGAGUCCUGCAAGUGGUUUUGCAGAAGAACAAGAAGACGAUCCUAACAGAACAUUCUGCGGAGCCUGCAACAUCCGCUUUAGUCGUCAUGAGAACUACACCGUUCACAAGCGCUUCUACUGCGCCUCCCGCCAUGACCCAUCCAACCACCGGUCCCUACACAUGGCCAAGGGAACAACCACAACGCCUUUCCUUCCCCAACCCAUCAGGACACGCAAGAGAAAGAAGAUGUAUGAGAUUCACAUGGCCAGAACUGAAGCCUUAGCCAACGCUGCUGCUGCUGCUGCCGCUGCGUCCGCGGCUGCCUCGGCUCCGUCUGCCUCUGUUCUGGGCUUGGCAGUGAAAGAGGAAGGUUCUCCCAGCGGGGCAGGCAGCUCCAGCCCUGAAGGAGAUGGCCCGAUUGACCUCAGCAAGAGGCCCCGUCUGAGAGAGGUUCCACCAAACAGCAGCAGCAGUGUUCUCCCCUCCCUGCCACUCACUGACUACCACAAGUGCACUGCAUGCAGUAUCAGCUUCAACAGCAUUGAGAACUACCUGGCUCAUAAGACCUACUACUGUCCUGCCACCACCCUGCAGCCUCACACCCUGGAGCAGCUUCAUAGGCUCAAGAGAUCGGCCUCUACCUCUCCCAAAAGCAGGCCUCAGCAGGAGCGCCCAGAACUUCUGCACCCUAUAGAGGCUAAAGCUCUGCCAGCUGAGUGGGUUGCCCUUGCUCAAAGCACAUCGUCCAGUCCUCACCCCUCCGCCUUACCCGCCUCUGAUGCCACGUCUCCUCUCCAUACAGCCACCACACUGGCAGACAUCCCAGGAGCCGGAGCCAAAGGCCUCGGUGCCUCUCAGGUGGUCUGCCCCUACUGCCCUAACAGGCUCGUCCCCUGUGACCUGAUGGAGCACUUCAAGACUACCCACGGCAUGCUAGUAAGCAUUCAGCCCCCCCAGCCAGGUGGUGCAGUGAGCCGUAGCCCCAGCCUCAGUCCCAGGGAUGGAGCUGCGACCACCUCCACCCUCCAGAUCAGCCAGCCCAGACUGCGAGUCCACAGAGAGAGCCUCAAUGGGCAGACAAGGAGUGGUUCAGCUUCACCGGCUUCCCCCCUGGCAAACGGCAGCCCUUCAGCUGGGGGGGGGUCACCUUUGGCUGGCUCCCCCCUGCCUGUUCCUCCCCAAAGGGCUCCCUCUCUGACUGUGACCCCUGUGCCUGAGGUCCUCAGGGAGACUGAGGGGGCUUCCCUCCUUCCAGACAAGGCUGUCCCGAACACAGCCUCCCAUCCCGACCCCACCCCCCAGCCUGCUCUUAUCUCUACCCACAAAAGCACAGUGAUCUCCCCUGUCCUGAACGGUAACUCCCGCUUCUGUCGGCUCUGCAACAUCAAGUUCAGCAGCCUGUCCACGUUCAUAGCUCAUAAGAAAUACUACUGCUCCUCCCACAGUGCUGAACAUGUCAAGUGAGCGUCCUCGUCCCCUGACUGUCCUGCUCUGAGCCCAGGCUCUGCUUCAAUAGGUUCAAAGAAGCCAGAUGUCCCUUUUCCUCUGCCAGUCCUCCCGCAUGGGUGCCAGAAAGGCGCUCAGCUGGCAUGACCAUGAAUGACAAUGAACGACUGUUACUCUUACCUGACAGGGCCUAAUGCUCCGAGCAGAGUCACAGGUGUUGUUACUACCACACUGAAGUGAGGCUUCUGAUGGGUCAACGUUUGGAGAACACUAAGAACUCAGAUGCUACCUGCACACACUGCUGUGCCCUCGUCCCAUUGAUCACUCUGUGUCUUUGUACCGCAGUCACCAAUUCAACUCCUGCCACUCCCAGGCCUCACAGUUGCAUUAUGGGAUGUUUCAAACAUGUAUGUCACGUCCUCUCUCUGUCUCUCUGUUGAACUGUCAGUAAUUAGGUUCUGACAUGUGGAGGCAUUUCUCACGAUGACUGAUAACCCGCUAUGUUAAUCUGGUUAUGAUAAAUCUCCAGACUUUUCCUGAGCUCUUAAUGUUCCAGACUAAAACCGAGGAAUAAUUUCUCUAGUGGAAAAACACUUGAUCACUGUUAAUGUUUUUAUUAUCUGUGCAUAAUGUAUGAUGUCUGAAAACAAGAAUUAUAUUAUACUAUUGUUUCAACACUGGCUCUUUCUUCCUUACUAGAGAAGCUGAAGCGUUUUUAGCUGAAAAACAAAAAUGUAUUAUCACAAUGUUACUAAUUACUGAAGGAUAAUAUUGCAAAAUGGACCAUUUUUGGUUUCUUUUCAUAUACACAUUUUUUUCUCUUCAAAACAUUCAAGCAAGAAGAAGAUGUGAAAAAUAUUUAUCUUUUUAGUCCUCACUGAUUUCAUGUCAACAGAAAACUACCUACCUGGUGUCAGAGAGUACUUGUAUUUUUAUUUGUAUAUUUUUAAUACUGUUGGAAGGAUUUGGAUGUGUUUUUCUAAGUGUAGAUAUGUAAUAUCUUCUCACAGUAAUCACUGGGAUCACACUGAACUUUGUUAUCACGUUAGCCUUUGGUGUUCUGGUUAUUUAGUUGGUGGUGAUGGCUUAAACCAGCGCAAACCCCCCCCCACCCCUCCCCCACGUUUUUGGCGUGAGAAUAAAGGAG